UACCCCCGAUGAGGCGAUAAGCAAGAACAGUAGCAAGCGAGGGCAUCGAGCUGACCGUCAGACCAUCGCAUUUUCUCGACGCCUGACAGCACGAGCUGUCCAUCGGAAGCUGCGACAUCGCAGGGAAGGAGACUCGCGGUACCAUCCGCGGCGAGGUCCUGGCACAUUUAUUUUGGCUGGAUAGACUUAGCUUGUUUACUAAGGCUUCCUGGAGAUUCCAAUGUCCUAGCAGUUGCCGUGGAUGAUGUUCAUUUGUGUUCAUUUACUUACGGUCUUGUUCAGGGCAAUGGCAACAUUAGGAACAAUUGAGCCUCUGCAUGCGAGUGACCUGUAAGGACAGGAAAAAUGGUAAGGAAAGGCUCAGAAGUGUCAGCAAGUAAAAGCUAUCCCUUGAGAUCCUCGCAUAGUAGCGGCAGAGUUCUUCGCUCUGCUUUGACCAAGGAUAAUAAGGCAUGUAGUGAUCCUCAAAAUGAUAGUGCUGCAGCCCAAUCAGCUGUGAAAAAAAGAAAAAAUGGCAGCCCGUCGGUUAGCCCCAACAACAGUGUCAGGAUGCUUCGCUCUGCGUCAAAAAAUAAGAAUGAUGCAUGUAGCGAGCCUUUAAAUGACAAGACCACUGCUAAGCCAGCUGCAAAGAAAAGAAAAAAUGCCAGUCCCUUGCAGGUGGGAAGUCCCAGCAACACCGUCAGGGUGCUUCGCUCUGCGUUAAAAAAUAAGGACGAGGCAUGUAGCGAGCGUACAACUAACAGGACCGCUGGUGAUCCAGCUGCAAAUAAAAGAAAAAAUGUCAGUCCCUCAAAGCUGGGAAGUCCCGGUAGCAGUGCCAGGGUUCUUCGAUCUGCCUCAAAAUAUAAGGAUGAGACAUGUACGGAGCCUUCUGUUGAACCAGCUGCAGAUAGGAAGAAAAUUGCCAGUCCUUCUAAGGUGGGAAGUCCCAAUGACACUGUCAGAGUGCUUCGCUCUGCCUUAAAGAAUAAGAACGAGGCAUGUACUGAACCUCUAAAUGAUAGCAUUGUUGGUCAACCAACUGCAAAAAGAAGAAAAAGUGGCAGUCCGUUGAAGAUGGCAAGCCCUUUUAGCAGUGCUAGGGUGCUUCGCUCUACCUCAGAAAGGAAGAACGAGGCAUUCAAUGAGAUUUCAAAUGAUAAUACUGCUGCUCAACCUGCUUCAGGGAAAAGAAAAGGUAGGACACCUUUAAAGACAGAUAGCCCGAAGAUUGGUGUCAGGGUGCUUCGCUCUGCCUCAGGAAAGAAGAAUGAGGCAUGUAGUGAGCCUGUAAAUGAUAGUACCUCUGCUCAAACAGCAGUGAGAAAAAGAAAAAGUUGCCGACCCUCGAAGGAUCGCAGUCCCAAGAAGGACUAUGUAAAAAUUUGUCAAAGAGUUAGAUAUAUAUUGAAUCGAAUGAACUAUCAACAAAGCUUUAUUCAGGCUUAUGCCAGUGAAGGUUGGAAAGGUCAAAGUUUGGAAAAAAUAAGACCAGAGAAGGAGCUUGAACGAGCCAAAGCAGAAAUCCUACAAUGCAAGCUAAGAAUCCGGGAAGCUUUUCGGAAUAUGGACCUUGUUUUAUCCGAAGGGAAGCUUGAAGAAUCUUUGUUUGAUUCUGCAGGAGAAAUUUCCAGUGAAGAUAUUUUUUGUGCCAUAUGUGGUUCAAAGGAUGUGACUUUACAAAAUGACAUCAUUCUUUGUGAUGGAGCCUGUGACAGAGGGUUCCACCAGAACUGUUUGAAGCCUCCCUUGCUAACUGAAGAUAUACCUCCGGGUGAUGAAGGAUGGCUGUGCCCUGCAUGCGUGUGCAAAGCAGACUCUAUAGAUGCACUUAAUGAACUCCAAGGAAGCAAACUCUCUAUUCAUGACUCGUGGGAGAAAGUUUUCCCUGAGGCAGCUUCACUUGCAAAUGGUUCUAAACAAGUUGUUGCUUCCGAUCUGCCACCCGAUCAUAUAGAGGACAGUGAUUACAACCCUGCAUUGGCUGAAGAGGACAUGAUGAAUGAAGACAGGUUUUCUGCAGAGGAUGAUCGCAAAGGGGAUGACCUUGGUUUGCCUUCGGAGGACUCAGAGGACGAUGACUUUGAUCCAGCAGGUCCAGAUUCUAGUGAAGACCAAAAAUAUGAAUUGAACUCAGAAGAAUCAGAUUUCACAUCCGACUCUGAUGAUUUUUGUGCUGAGAUUGCUAAAUCUUGCGGCCAGGAUGAAGUCUCAGCAUCUCCAUUAUUAGAUGUGUUAAACAGUACUGGUAGAAUGAAAAUCAGGGCUGUUGGUAACCAGUCAAAUGAAGAAAUAUCCAAUCAUGCAUUUAUAGACAUGGAGCUAGAGCAAGGCACGGUGCUACCAAUUUCAAGUAGGCGGCAGGUUGAACGGUUGGAUUACAAAAAACUAUACAAUGAGGCAUAUGGAAAAGAAUCAUCUAAAUCAAGUGAUGAUGAAGAGUGGUCUGGAAAAGAACUAUUAGAAGGCAGCGAAACAGAUUCACUUGGUGAGCAACUUCAGCCUGCAAAACGGUGCUCUAGAAGAGCACCAGCAGGGCAACAGAAUAAUGAACAUACACCACAGAGGGAGCGGCUUCGUGGUUCUGAAAGUGAGCAGCAAACUGAAGUUCUUCGCUCCAAUGGCAGCAGUAGCACUGGACGGAAGUUUGGUCCUAUAGUAACCCAGAAAUUGAAGGUACAUUUUGAGAAAGAUCCAUAUCCUGGUCGCGUGACAAAAGAAAAUCUGGCACAAGAACUAGGAUUGACAUUCAAUCAGGUCUGCAGAUGGUUCUCUAGUACUCGUCAUUAUUCAAGGGUUGCUUCUGCCAAGAACGAAAAGCAUCAGGACAACCAUACUAGUGAGAAUAAUGACAGCACAAAUGCGGAUAGCAUGCAAACCCAUGCUGGGGUGAUGGAAAAGUUGACUGCGGAUAGAAGUGUCAUUGUUCCUGAAAAACCGACGAUGCAGAAUAAUCUUAACCAAUGUAACAAAGAAGAUAUGCCACUUUCUGGAACAGAAAUUGAGAUGGAGUCGUAUGGGCAAGAAUCAUCAGACUCGAGUGAUGAAGAGUGGUCUGCAUUUAGCACACCACGGAAGUCAAGAUUACAAGACAAUGAAACAGCAUCACCUGUUGAGUCACUUCUCCCUCCAAAACGGUGUUCUAGAAGAACACCAGCUAGAGAGCAGAAUAAUGAACAUACUCCUCAGAGUGAGCAGCUUACAGGUUCUGCAAGUGAGCAUCGAACUGAAGUUCUUUGCUCCAAUAGCAGCAGUAGCAAAGCCUCCAAACAUCAUUUUGGUCCUAUAGUUAGUCAGAAGCUGAAGGCACAUUUUGAAAAAGAUCCAUAUCCUAGUCGUGCAACAAAAGAGAGUCUGGCACAAGAGCUAGGACUGACAUUUAAUCAGGUCAGUAAAUGGUUUUCUGCUACUCGUUAUUAUUCAAGAGGUGCUGCUGCCAAGAAUAAAAAACAUCCGGGGAAAAAUACUACAGAGAAUGAUAAUAGCUUAUCCUUUGAUGGUGUUGAAGUAAGAGAACCCAAUAUCGUGUUGAUGGAAAAACCGGCUGCAGAUAUAAAUGACACGAUUUCUGAAAAAUUGAUGAUCCAAAUUAAUCUCAAUGAAGAUAUUGAAGAAGAUAUCCCACCCAGUCAAUAUACCAGGUGUGAAGAGAGAGCUACUAUGACUCCCACUGCCAUCUCAACGGAAGUUGGCCCGCCGGGAUAUGGGCCUGGAGAAAACUUUCUUCAGGUCAGUUCAAGGAAUACUAGCUGUGAGCAGAAUGUGAUAAUGACUCCUCCUGCCAUCUUAAGAGAAGUUGGUCCACCAGGAUAUGUGCGUGGAGAAAACCAGGGCAAUAAUGCUCCAAGGAAUAUGAGCUGCGAGCAAGGAGUGUUUACGAGUCCUACAACUAUCACAAGAGAAAUCGGUCCUCCAGGAUAUGGGCCUGAAGAAAACCAAGGCAGUGGCAUUUCGUGGAAUAUGAGCUGCGAGCAAGGAGUGUUUAUGAGUUCUCCGACCAUAUCAAGAGAAGCCGGUCCACCAGGAUAUGGAUCUCGAGAAAACCAGGGCAGUGGCACUUCGUGGAAUACAAGCUGUGAGCAGGGAAUGUUUAUUAAUCCUGCAACCAUCUCAAGAGAAGCUGGUCCGCCAGGAUAUGGGCCUGGAGAAAAGCACGGUAAUGGCACUUCACCGAAUACGAGCUGCGAGUUGAGGAUGUUUACAAGUCCUACGACCAUCUCCAGAGAGGUCGGCCUGCCAGGGAAUGAACCUGGAGAAGACCAGGACAAUGGCACUUCAUGGAAUAUGAGCUACAAGAAGGGAGUAUUUCCCACAGCCAUAGAAGUUGUUCCUCCAGGAUUUGGGCCUGGAGAAAACCAGGACUAUGGCACUGCACGGAAUAUAAGGUGUGAGCAGAGAAUGUAUACGAGUCCUACGACCAUUCCCAGAGAAGUCGGACUGCCAGGAUAUGGGGGAGAAAAUCAGAGCAAUGGUGCUUCUUGGAGUACGUGUUAUGAGCAGGGAGUGUUUACAAGUCCUACGGCCAUCUCAAGAGAAAUUGGUCCUCCAGGAUAUGGGCCUGGAGAAAAUCAGGGCAAUAUUACCCUGUGGACUACAAGCUGCAAGCAGAGAAUGUUUGCUAAUCAUACGACCGUCUCCAGCGAAGGUGGUCCGCCAGGAUAUAGCAUUAUAGAAAACCAGGGAACUGGUGGUUCAAGGAAUAUAGACUUGGAGCAGAGAGCAGUUGUGACUCCUGGCACCAUCUCAAGAGAAGUCUUUCCACCAGGAUACGGGCCUGGAGAAAACCAGGACAGUGGCGCUUCAGGGAAUGUCGGGAGCCCACAAGGUAGGUCUGCACAGAAGGUCGAAUUUUCAGAUGAGGCUCGGAAGAAGGCUAUACAGCGGGAGCUGAGGAGGAGACAGAAGUUCAGGUGAUCCUCAUGGUGUGAACAAUCUGAUGCAGUGCAACAAAUUUUGACCCCGAAUCACUUAAGACUGCAGAUCCUGUCUUGCUGGCUAAAUGAGUGACGACCUUGGCUGUUGAGAAGCAAAACCCUUGUUGAUGUUGUUGUAGCAGUUGCGUGCGUUCCUCUUUAGAGACUUGCUUUGGCAUGUCAAGAAUUUCUUAUGUGAACCUGAAGUAUUUAAACGUGCUGUAAAUCUAUGCAGUUUCCUCUGUUGUACCACGGCUGUCAUGUUAUCUGGGUUGACCAGCAAUUUGACAUUGCUGGAAGGGUCAAAUAAUGCUUUCUGUUUCAGAAAUUCACCAUUGCA
Molecule: messenger RNA, 5235 nt
Organism: Setaria italica (foxtail millet)
Lineage: Eukaryota; Viridiplantae; Streptophyta; Magnoliopsida; Poales; Poaceae
Product: remodeling and spacing factor 1
Exons: 13
Coding region: 346-4896 (1516 amino acids)
Biological process (GO): chromatin organization; regulation of DNA-templated transcription
Cellular component (GO): nucleus
Molecular function (GO): DNA binding; DNA-binding transcription factor activity, RNA polymerase II-specific; chromatin binding
Source: RefSeq, a predicted model, not a curated record